Molecule: messenger RNA, 1029 nt
Organism: Trichoderma reesei QM6a
Lineage: Eukaryota; Fungi; Ascomycota; Sordariomycetes; Hypocreales; Hypocreaceae
Exons: 2
Coding region: 1-1029 (342 amino acids)
Source: RefSeq, a predicted model, not a curated record
AUGGGCGUCUUCGACUCGGUCGGGACACUGCUGGCAGACAUUGCGAAUCUCAUCACCGACGGCCAGCGAAUCCUCAGCUUUUCCGACAAGCGCCAUUGGGGGCAGGACGAGCGCGAGCAGGAGCGUGCGCUGGACGCUGUGCUGGACGAGGCCCGGAAGGACUUUCAAGAGCUCGGGCCGCUGGUCAACGGGCGCUCGCAAUACGAGCACGACCGCAGACAUGAUUCAAUAGAGGAGUUGCGCGCGAUUCGGGCCAAGUUCCAGGCAUUGACGGAGAAGCUGAAAGACUGGAGCCGAUCCGGCGGUCCCAUCGAUCCCACCUGGGUGCGCGAGACACAGUCGCUCAAGCGGGAGCUGCAUCGGGCUCAGUGCCGAGCGGCAAUGCGAGUGUUCACAUCAGCGCGGGAGGCAUCGCAGCUGUGUUUGGGGGCGUAUAUCGUGCAACGGCAGCAACGCGCCCCUCUCCGCAACUCGAGGACCGGAGACAAGCCCGACGAAGGCUCCUACCAGCGAUAUUAUGCGGAGGAGCUUCUGGCAUGCAAGAGCGUGGGGACCUUUCAGCGAUUUGGGGAACAAGACAUUGCCUUCGUCUGCGACUUUUGCGACGGGCAUCUGGUCUGGGAGGAUCUGGAGCGCAUGCCGACGGUGCGAACCUCUACCCAGGCAUCGCCGCCCGGCUCGUCAAACGCGCCGGUAUCGUUGCUGCCAAACGCCUCGAACUGGCAAGCAACGGGCGUGACUCACUGUGGCCAGCAUCAGAAACAAGUCAUCUUCGCUCCCGUGGCGAUUGCGAACCAUAUUGUACCAAGACAUGGAGAUUGGGAGGCUAGGCUGCGAUGUCCACUCUGCGAGGCGAUUGGGGAACAGCCGCAGGACGAAGACGACGACGAGGAAGCAUAUCGCCCGGACGAGGAGUUUGACGACGUCAAAUCGUUGCAAGAGCAUCUCGAGUGGCAGCAUGGACCAUCCAAGUUGCCGAUUCCAUUACCGACUUCAGCGGCGACAGAGAGUAAUUGCCGAAUCAUGUGA